Molecule: messenger RNA, 4560 nt
Organism: Physcomitrium patens
Lineage: Eukaryota; Viridiplantae; Streptophyta; Bryopsida; Funariales; Funariaceae
Biological process (GO): DNA-templated transcription
Molecular function (GO): DNA-directed RNA polymerase activity; DNA binding; ribonucleoside binding
Source: RefSeq, a predicted model, not a curated record
GGAAGAAGAAGCAGGAGUAGAAGAAGAGGGAAAUGAAGAAGAGAAAAGGAGAAAAGGAGAAGGAGGAGGAGUAGAAGAAGAAGAAGCAGAAGGGCAUCGAGCUCCAUCGCCAUCGCUACUACUACCUCUACUUCUUCUACUUCUACUACUUCUAUUACUACUACUCUGCUGUCUGCCAUGCAGCAUUAAUCAAGCAGUAGUGCUCUACUCUGCACACUCUAAUCCCGACUCUGCUCUGCUCUGCUCCGAUCUACUCUGCUCUGGUUGGGGGGGUUGGGCACAACAAGCAAGCAAGCGAGCGUGAUCGGCGCUGUGGGGGAAUCAUCCCUUGAUGACAUUCCUUUCCUACUCGGACGAUGAGUUUUGGGUUCUAUCGCAAAGCAUCGCGGGAGGUUGGAUGAGGGCACACUGAGGAGGGUGGCGGGCGAGCUCAUCGCUGUGGGAUUCCUGCUGGUUGUUUGAGGCUCUUCGUGUGAUGGUGACCUACAUUUGCUGCAUACUCCGAGCUGAGCAGGGUCGGUGAUUUUGGGGUCGCUGUAGAUAGAACUAUUAUGGUUGUCCCUUCCUGAAUGGCGACCGAUUUCUUCAAGCUUUUCACCUUAUCUUGGAAGGAAUUGAACUUCUAUUUGGAGCUAAACGGUAAUUGGAGUUCGAUAUGGCAGACUUAAAUUCGUGGGCAAUGGAUAGUUUAAGUGGUUUGAACGAUGUUCGAAAAGAUACCCCUAUGGAAGACUUCGAAGAUCUAGACGUUCUGGAAGAGGAAUUAUCUCAUGUAAACCCACCCGCCAAUGACCUUGAGGGGUUUGAAGAUGAUGCGCCUCGUGCAAGCUCCCCCAUUGUCAUUGAUGAUUUUGAGCCCACACAGAUGCAAAUUGACCCUACUGCAAAUUUCGAUCCUCCAGAGCUGAAAUAUGUGAAAGAGGAGCCUAUAGUGGAACGGGUCGACUGUGGCGGUAAGAAGAGAAUGACCGAACAGGAAGAAGAAGAAGAAGCGCGCUGGGCUGUUGCGAAGAUGUUCUUUGAUCAUAGAAGUCUGGUGGAAAACCAGCUACAGAGCUUUAAUCAAUUUUUGGGAAAGGAAAUGCAACAAAUGUUCAAAGAAGCUCUGCCAGUUGAGGUUGUACCAGAUCAUAGUCCGGCUUCAGUGAGGAUCUCAGGGCUACCAAGGUAUGCCCGGUUUUGGUAUGGUGCAGUUACCGUUGGAACACCGGAUACAUUCACAGAUGAUGAGAAGAAGGUGACUAAAGUUCUGUAUCCCAGAGAGGCGCGUCUUCGAAACAUGACCUACUCCGCACCAAUUAAUCUUGAGAUAAAUCUGGAGAUUUACCAAACACAUGUGAAGUCGAAUCAGCAAGAGAAGGUAGUGCUUCAGACAAUGAGUGAGGAUGUCUGCAUUGGUAGGAUACCAAUUAUGGUUAAAAGCAAAUACUGCAAUCUUUCCGGGUUGGCUGACACGAAAUUGAAGAGGAAGGAAGAGUGCGCUUUUGACAUUGGUGGAUACUUUAUUAUCAAAGGUUCUGAAAAGGUGCUAAUCGCGCAGGAGGAAAGAUGUGAUCAGCGAGUUUACGUACAGUAUUUUAAAAAAAAAAACACCUGGUUAGCCACAUGUGCCCCUUCGCAUAAGGGAUUCUUCAAUUAUCGUAGCAAGUCACCAGUGAGGCUUGUCACUGAUAAAAACAUGUCAACUCUCGAUAUGACCCUCCCUCGUGUAUCAGUCCCAAUUCCUGCUGUAAUUAUCAUGAGGGCAUUGGGUUUUUGCUCAGAUAAGGAGUUCAUGGAGAUGGUGUGCUACGAUUUAUCUGACCUGCACUUGAUGGAGCUGAUUCGACCAUCUAUUCUAGCUGCGGAUGAGUACAUGGUCAAGUUCUUGAAGUCAAAGAACUCGACAUCCAAGACGGCAAUGCAAGCCGUGCGCCAACAGGACAAUGCUUUGGCUUAUAUUGGUUCAAAGAUGACAAACAAUGUCAAACCUGAUGAGGAGUGUGGUAGAGAUGUUCUUAACCUCAUGUUCCAUCACAUUGGGCAGGGUUAUAAGCAGAAGGCGUAUUUUUUGGGGUACAUGAUUCGUCAAAUAUGUUUGGCACGCUUAGGUCGAUGUCCUGAAGAUGAUAAGGAGCACUACAAGAAUAAACGUCUCGAUCUUGCGGGUCAACUCUUGCGACACCAGUUUCGAGCAGCAAUGGCACAUCUCCAGCGGGACAUGCAGAAACAGUUGCAGAAGCACCUGGGCAAAGAGGACAGCUUAGGCUCGAUAAAAACCUUCGUCCAGGAGUCUAUAAUCACUAAAAACCUGCAAGGUGCUUUUACUCUGGGAAAUUGGAAUACUAGUGAAGGUCAACGUAGCUCGGGUGUUGUUGGUGAUAUCAAGAGGACGAACACUAUUGCAAUGAUAUCACAUCUACGCCAGCUUCGGCUGAACCUGCCCCCGAAGAGCAGACCUACUGAGUCUGCGCGUCAUCCGAACUUCUCAUACUGGGCAAGAGUGUGCCCUGUACAGACAACUGAUGGAGAUGAUUGUGGACUGGUUAAGAAUAUUUCACUCACAGGAAUCCUGAGUUCCAACACAGAGGAAGAACCACUGAUGGCUAUUCUUUUGGAUCACGGGAUGCGAUAUUUGGAAGAGAUACUACCGUCUUCAUUGGCUGACACUGACAAGGUUUUCCUGAAUGGCAAAUGGGUCGGCACAUUAGAUAACUCCCAAGAUCUUGUGAAUAUACUUAGAGCACACAGGCGAAAAGGAGCCGUUCAUGAGGAGACGGAAGUUGUGAAGGAUGACCAUCUAAAAGAGGUCCGUAUCUACACAGAUGGUGGGCGAAUCUUGCGGCCACUCCUCGUGGUGCAAAAUCAAUGCCUGGUGCUAUCUAAACGCCAUCUGAAGAAGAUCAACAUGGAUAUGAAAACUGGAAAAACUGCGAAAGAAUGUUGGCAGGCGUUGCUUGCAGAUGGUGUUGUAGAAUAUCUCGGAGUGGAGGAAGAGGAGGGAGCAAUGGUUGCAUUGGGAUCUGAUGACUUAGCGAAGGCUCGUGGUUGUGAUGGUGCUCUUGUUUACUCGCACUGUGAGAUCGAUUCGUCAUACUUGAUGGGGCUAGGUGCCUCCACAAUACCUUUCUUGGAACACAAUCAGGCUUCUAGAAACCUGUUUCAGUCCGACAAACACUGCAAACAAGCUAUUGGCUUGUAUACGACAAACUUCCAGUCGAGAGCUGAUGCUAGUGCCAGCCAUUUGUUUUAUCCUCAGAAACCGUUGGUGACGACGCGAGCUGCCAGCAUAUUGCAAAAACCCGAGCUUUAUAGUGGCCAGACGGUAAUUGUAGCUAUUUUAUGCUACGGCUAUAAUCAGGAAGAUUCAAUAGUUAUGAACCAAGCCUCUGUUGAUCGAGGCCUGUUCAGAUCUGCACAUUAUAAGACUUACAAGGGUGAAGAGAAGAAAAACAUACAGGAGCAGUUUUCCAAGCCAAGCACCUCUGAUGUGAAAGGGUGGUACAAUAAGAGCUUGGACAAAGUAGAAGGCGAUGGAUUUCCUUGUUUAGGGGAGAAACUUGUGAAAGGUGAUAUCGUAAUUGGGAAGGUAACGUCAGAGGUACAUAACCCAAGACAGGUGGACAGUAGUACACACCUCAAAGUACAUCAGAAGGGGCACGUGGAUCAAGUUAUGCUCAGUUCUGAGGAAGAUGGACACCGGAUAGCUAAAGUUCGACUUCGGGUGACUCGAGCUCCACAGGCAGGUGACAAGUUUUCAAGUAUGCAUGGGCAGAAGGGAGUCAUUGGGGCUCUUUUUCCUCAAGAGGACUUGCCUUUCACGCAGCAAGGAAUUGUUCCAGAUAUCAUUAUGAACCCUCAUGCUCUUCCGAGCAGGCAAACUGUGGGUCAGAUAUUGGAGUGCUUGCUUGGCAAGGCCAUAGCUGCGAGCGGAAAGCGCCGGUAUGCAAUACCUUUCUCUGGAAUUGACAACGCGGAGGCCAUAAAUCAGUACUUACACGAAGCAAAGCUUGCAAGAGGGGGUUGUGAAUUUAUGUCCAACGGUACAACUGGUCAGAGAUUGAAAGUUUUAGUUACGAUAGGGCCGACUUUUUACCAGAGACUUGAGCAUAUGGCUGAGGACAAAAUCAAGUACAGGGGUAACACGGGACCCGUGAACUUACUCACACGACAACCCGUGAAAGAUCGGAACUCUCUUGGAGGAUUGAAAUUCGGCGAGAUGGAGCGAGAUUGCAUGCUUGGACACGGAGCCUCAGCAACAUUGCGGGAGAGAUACUUCUUGCUUAGUGAUCCUUACAAAAUGUACAUAUGUCAAUCAUGUCGAAGGCCUGCAACAAUGGACUCUUCCCGAAUUCCCAAGUGCCAGUUUUGUAAGAAUGGUAAACGCAUUGUUCAGGUUCAGAUCCCUUAUGCAUGUAAGCUGCUUUGGCAAGAGCUCUUGAGCAUGGGCAUUUGUGUCUACAUGGACACCAAAAAAUGCUAGACCUGCCAGAUGUAUCAUCAUUGUAAAUGUACUAGUCCUGCUUGUUUUCAAAUUUCUGCGUACUGGAAUGAUAAAUUUUUGUGCUUUUUCUUUUUGAA